This is a messenger RNA of Gadus chalcogrammus (walleye pollock), 2318 nucleotides long. RefSeq names its product vimentin-like. The record is from RefSeq and is a predicted model, not a curated record. Gene Ontology annotation, molecular function: structural constituent of cytoskeleton. Lineage: Eukaryota; Metazoa; Chordata; Actinopteri; Gadiformes; Gadidae. Gene Ontology annotation, cellular component: plasma membrane; cytoplasm; intermediate filament. The transcript has a single exon. Gene Ontology annotation, biological process: intermediate filament organization. The coding region runs from base 746 to 1900 and encodes 384 amino acids.
AAUGUGCACUGUGUUUGUGACAUGUUUGCAGACAACAUGAUAUUUAUUGACGAGGUCCACCCACUCUUGAUAUUCCAUCGGUGAAAGAUGUUUUGUUUUCAGAUUGUCUGAAAACAAUCAGAUUGUCUGAAAACAAUCCAACUCUUUGAGAGUUGGUUUGGGUUUGACCCCUUUGUAUGCAGUUAUCGGUUUGGUACGCAACAUUUCAUUAUUAUGCAUUGAAUGUUGCUAAGGGAUGUGCCACAAUUGCAUCUUGAAGUUGAAUUGGAAAAAGCGCUGUCAAAGCACAUUGUCAGUGUUUAACAAUGAAGUGAUGGCCCCCUUCUUCCCUCACACACCCAACUCCUCCACUGCCCAGGGAGAUCAGUGAGUGUAGAAUAGCGGCCAUACAUUCUCUGAUCACUAUUUCAUGCCCGGGUGCAAAUGCCAAGAGCUGAACUCCACCCAUGAUAUUAUCGCUAGCAGGGAAACGUUAGCUAAUAAAGAUCUCAGUGGUACAGUACUCUCCAUGUCUGUCAUAAUCUGCAUUUGAAAUAUGCCAAAGCCAGGCACGGGUUUCAAGUCCGUCUGAGAAAUUCUUUUGCACCUCAUAAAAACCCCCUGGGUGUUCUGCCAGCGAGUCAGUUGCACUGUGGACCCGGCAGAAAGCCAUCAAGCGAGCGAGCGGACCGAGAGCACCAUUAGGCAGUCUUCUCAACAAAAGCCAGAGUUUUCAUCACACACGGUUUAUCUCGGCACUUCCAGCAUGAGGGCCACGUCUUACUCCCAGAGGAGCCUGCAGGUCAGCGGCUCCAACAGCCGGGUGCGGGUCCAGAGCCCGUCCCCGGCCCGUUGCCGCGGCACCUCCUACGACAGCCGAGGACGCUCGGGGUUCCAGGGCCAGGCCCUGGCCAUCGAGCUGGGCACGGAGAUGCACCAGCAGCACGCCGACGAGAAGGAGGAGAUGCAGGAGCUUAACACCAGGUUCGCCGGAUACAUUGAGAAAGUCCAGGCCCUGGAGCACAGGAACGCCUCCCUCCAGGCCGAGCUGGGCGCCCUCCAGGGCCGCUACAAAGGGGGCCCAACGGGCAUCGGGGAGGAGUACGAGCUCCGGUUCAAGGAGGUGCGGGAGCUGAUCGAGUCCCUGACCAACGAGAAAGGUGCGGCCGACAUCGAGCGCGGCUACAUCGCGGAGGAAGUGGAGGUGUGGCGCCUCAAGCUGGAGGAGGAGCUGGCGCUCAAGGAGGAGGCCGAGAUGAUCCUGCGGGAGUUCCGGCAGGACGUGGACGACGCCACUCUGCAGAAGGCGGAGCUGGAGAGAAGCGUGGAGCAGCUGGUCGCCGAGAUCGAGUUCCUCAAGAAGCUUCACGACGAAGAGGUGGCCGACCUCAUGAAGCAGAUCGAGGAGUCCAAGGUCACCGUUGAGCAGAACGGCGACCGACCAGACCUGGCCGCAUACCUGCGCAACAUGCGCGCCGAGAUCGAGUCGGUGGCCGCCCGCAACGUCCAAGAGGCGGAGAAGUGGUACAAGGGCAAGUUUGACACGCUCAAAGUGCACGCCAGCAAGAACGAAGAGCAGAUGAACGCCAUGAAGAACGACAUCGCUACGUACAGCACGCAGGUGACCGAGCUGCAGAACCAGAUCGACGGGGUGAGGGCUCGCAACGCGUCCCUGGAGCAGCAGCUGGACGAUAUGGAGAUGGCUCACAUGGACAAAGUGAACGCCCUCGAGGCGGUCAUCGCCCAGCUGGAAGCCCAGCUCUGUGAGACCAAGCUGGAGAUGACCAAGUACCUGCAGGACUACAAGGACCUGCUGCACAUUAAGCUGAGGCUGGACGCCGAGAUCGCCACCUACAGGAAGCUCCUGGAAGGAGAGGAGAGCCGGCUCGGUCUCAAGGCUGACCCAGCAACAGGGAUCUAAAGGCCUCUAAAGGUCUUGUAGUAUUUGGAUGAGACCACCAGGAAAGAGAUGCCACUGCUGUUUUUGAGCAACCAUAGUCUUCCUCACCCAUCGCAACGUCCUACCAUCAUACCAAGCCAUAUAUGAAGAAUGUCUUUCUGCUCUCCCCAUGGAACAUAGUAUGGUUCCCCUCACAGCCCCAUCUGCCUUGCAUACCUAAACUUUCUCCACAUCCUCACUUACAACCCCGUCCAUCCUUUUUUAUUUUUAGCAGAACGCAUGUCUUUGCCAUCUGUGUAUCUAUGGUGUAGUUUUUUCUUGCCAACCAUAGACCUUCCAUAGUUCUUUACCCCUUUCUUUGCAAUCUUAAUGUCCUUAGGGUCCUUUUUAAAAAUGGCUACUUAGUGGAUUGUUCUGACAUUUCUCAUCACGUCCCUAU